UCUAUUUUUCCUUCUCACAAGAUAUCUUUGGCUUCAUUCUUUGGUCCGUGGAUUCUGUACUACUGUGCUCUGAUUCCUCUCAAACCCCCAAUUCCUCCUUGAUGACGGCAUAAAUCCAACUAGAGUGUUCUCUUUUGACUCUUUUAUCCCUUACCUACCGAGCGGCGAGUCUACUCUUCAGCUGUCUACUGUUCUCUUACAUAUCUUGCAUUCCUAUUACACCAAGUCUUUGAAACGUUUUGAACCACACAGACGCAGAUAAAUACGCAUACACACAUACACGAGGUUAUAUACACGUAUAUAUUACUUUCCUGAAGAUAUACAAAAAAUCACAUCACAGAAGAAAUGAGCUUUCCAUCUCUAAAAACUUCCAACACGAAAUGAUUGAAAUGACUGAAAUAUCAGGCAUUUCAUCACAUUUGACUCAACAAGCGAAUCAAACUCUUCAAUUCCUGCAGGACUCCUAUCCGACUGCAUCACAUUGCAUUAGUACAAAUCUCUAUUCACAUCCCGACAGAGAGUCCUUUCAACUGGAGGGUCAUCCAUAUUUCAAAAUUUCGAUAUCUAUACGACUACGAGGCCGUUAUAAUAAAUAUCAAUCAGGAAUAAUAAUAAUAAUAAUACUAAUAAUUAUAAUAUUAAUAGAACCAAAGGAAGAGGAGGAGGUCAAGUUUGAAGAGAAGAAAGAAAUACGCUUAUCAAUCGCGGCCAAUAAUCCGGCCGCAAAUUCCCAACGGCGUCACACGUAUCAAGUCUACCGACCACCAUAUCUUCAUCCACCAUAGAAACCACCAAUCGAGCAAAUGCCCCUCCAUCAGCGACUGGAAACGCGAGAAUUCCUUCACCAAGUCAUCAACCUCCAUAUCCAUCGCCAACUCCCCGUUUAUCCAAUCCCGAUCAACCACAAGUUCGAAUAAGUAGUCCAACGAGGUGGAGUUGGAGAAACGCUUUACCAGCUACCGUGAAUACCGGUGCGAUCGACCAUUUUCCGAAUCCUUUUAGAUCUCGUGCUGGCUCGGGAAGUAUUGUGAGUGGAAGGCCAAGAAGACCAAGUACAUCCAGAUUGUGGAAUCCGACAAAUUCAACCCCAAGAGCAUAUCCGCAGACUCCAAAAAGACAUCAAUCAUCACAAGGACAACCGGUCAUUGCGAUACCGCUUCAACAUCCAGAUAUAUCUAAUUUGCGAGAGGGAGCUGGUGCGGGAGGUGAUUAUCCAUUAUUGACAUUACCGGAACAGCGACAACAAAGACAUUCGGCGUCUACGAAGGCAAGUUUACAGGUUGAUAGGAGUGGAAGUUCAUUGAGUUCGCAUCGAAUAUCUUUGCCGAGAACUGUAAGCAUCGAUCUUGCGCGAAGUCGAAAAAGCGGUGAUUCUCCUCUUACGCCUACCACUGGACCAAAGCUCGAUAAAGGGAAGGGAAAAGCGGUGGAGGAUAAGCCUGCGAUCACAAUUGCAACGACGUUGGAAAAACUUACGGGGAGAGCUCCGGAAGGAAGACAACUUACUCCGACACCUGUUUCGGGUAUCUCUUUCGAUUUCAGUAGAGCAGCUAUGUCUACGGACCUUGAGCGCGGUCCCAAUACCCUCAAUCCUUAUAAUGCAUCCGGAACAUCACCAAUACCUCAUGCGAACGAUUCAAAUACAUCAUUACCUGGCGGUAUCGGCCCUGCAUUAUCCUCAAAUGGUACAUCGAUAGUUGGGGAAGAACCGGGAGAGGGCGAUGAUGCAGAUGAAUGGGGUCCUCACCAUCCAUGUUAUCCACAUAUGAAUCCGCAUGUUCCACUCUCAUCACCUUUAUAUAAUACCACGCGCAUAAUACGCAUUCGUCGAGAUUGGAUGGUGGAGGGAGAUCUCGCGCCUACGUUUUCAAAUUUAUAUCCAGAGAUUUUGGAUCCAGCGGGCGUUACAGAACAGGAAUUUAGAGGUUUGAUUGAGAGGAUUAAUAGUGAAUUAAUACCGGCAUAUAAUCCUUGGGGAGCGAGAAAUAUUUUCGAUGGUGUAAUGGGAUUGGUGACAGGUUGGAUGUGGGAUGAUUUAGGAUGGACGGGUGUAAAAUCAAGGUUAAAUCGGGUAGAAAUGUGGUUGGAGGAAUGGAAUAGGGAUAUGGAAUCAAGAGCAAAGGAACCGGGAACAGCUCCGAAAAUUGUGAGCUUGAGGAGAACGGGAUAUAUGAAUGUAAGUUUUUCUUUUGGAUGCCUUUCCAUUUGGCUUAAUAUUUGGGUAAAUUGAAGAGGAUUGUCUAACUAAUCUGUGGCAAAUAGCUCGAUAUCCAAGUCCCUGAUCCGGAAAUUUCAUAUCCAGCAACGAUUCCUGAUUCAGAAAGAUUAAAUUCUGGAAUAUCGCAAAAUAGUCAGAAUAUGGAUGUCCCGCCAGAACCGGAAUUCUUAACUACAAAUUAAGGGAAUAACCAGAUGGAGAGUGUUUAGAUCGAAUGGGGGUGAUAGUCGUGUUAAUGGUGUUGAUGUAAUAUAUGAGGGGAUGUACGAUCCAAGAUGCAUUGUGUAAAAGUGAUGAAUGGAGGAGGAGGAGAAGAGGAAAGAGAAGCAAUUUAUACCCCCUUUGCAUUUUUAUCGCACAGGCGUUUUUGGAGGAGAGAUCAAAAGCAAGCAAGCAGCCGAGAAGGAAGGAAGAAAGCAAGAAAGAAAGAGGAGAAUAAUUGAUCUGUUUUGUGGAUUUGAAAUGGCAUAAUUGGGCGUUGAUGCUUGCUUAUAUAUACUACUGAUAUUGAUUGCGAAAUCAUGGAUGAUGACGACGGGCUAUUUCUUGGGAAAAGCUUUUGUGGCAGUUUGCAGUUUGCUUGAAAAAUGGAGAGAGAGAACCUGGAGGGAA
This is a messenger RNA of Sclerotinia trifoliorum, 2830 nucleotides long. Lineage: Eukaryota; Fungi; Ascomycota; Leotiomycetes; Helotiales; Sclerotiniaceae. The record is from the annotation of a GenBank genome assembly.